CCAGCACAUCACUACAGUCUCUGGCCUAUCUUCUCGACAUCAAGAACCGAAUAGCUUACAGCAAAACAUCACCGGAAUACAAAGAGGUCAAGCCUACAAGAGCAGAAAAGUACCAAUAAGAGCCUUGCCCUCAAGACAUCGCCGUCACCAUCUACAAGACAAGAUCUCUCAAGGAGCGAGACUUGCCUCUUCAGAACAAAGCAACCACCACACGAGACCAGCAACUAUCUCCACCACACAAGAACCACCAGAACAGCUCAAGGCUAUCAGAGGCACACAUCAUCACCCACAAUGUUCUCCGUCGGCAACGUCUCGCAGAACGCGGCCCGGGACUCUGCCGAGAUCCCCGAGGCGCUCGUCAAGGAGCUGGAGCAGCGCCUCAACAGCAUGCGCGACCCCCUGCUCCCGUACGACGAGGACAUCGAGUUCCACGACGCCAUCCGCGCCAUCGCCAUGAAGCAGUUCCACCACACCUACGGCGACGGCAGCAGCAGCAGUGGCGACAACAGCGAUGAUGAUGAUGAUGAUGAUGAUGAGGAUGACCUGAAGGGUGCCGCCGCCGUCAAGCACCACAGCCACGGCGGUCCCUCCUCGUCGGACGCUGGCGGCGAGCAGGACAAGAAGUCGUCGUCGACCCGCGCCCGAAUCAGGGGCUUCCUGAGGUCCAUCCAGGUGCAUCUGGGCAGCAGCGGCGGUGCCGGCGAGCAGGGCACGUCGGGCCAGUAGGGGUGGCUGUGACGACUGCCGACAGACAAGACAUGACAAAUCGAGCAAGAG
Messenger RNA from Gaeumannomyces tritici R3-111a-1, 777 nucleotides. RefSeq lists its product as hypothetical. NCBI's taxonomy places the organism in Eukaryota, Fungi, Ascomycota, Sordariomycetes, Magnaporthales, Magnaporthaceae. The transcript has a single exon. The coding region runs from base 292 to 726 and encodes 144 amino acids. The record is from RefSeq and is a predicted model, not a curated record.